Dioscorea cayenensis subsp. rotundata (Guinea yam) is the source of this 1825-nucleotide messenger RNA. RefSeq names its product 30S ribosomal protein S9, mitochondrial. The record is from RefSeq and is a predicted model, not a curated record. Lineage: Eukaryota; Viridiplantae; Streptophyta; Magnoliopsida; Dioscoreales; Dioscoreaceae. Gene Ontology annotation, biological process: translation. Gene Ontology annotation, molecular function: RNA binding; structural constituent of ribosome. The transcript is spliced from 5 exons. Gene Ontology annotation, cellular component: ribosome; cytosolic small ribosomal subunit. Bases 34 to 1299 code for a protein of 421 amino acids.
CACUACUCUUUCCGUCGUCGUUCUCCCACCAAAAUGCUCUCCCGCCUUGUCGCUCGCCAUCGCCAUCUAAGCCUUCAAACCCUAACCCUAAUCUCCUCCAAUCAAGCCCUUCUCUCAUCGCCGUUGCGGCUUCCCACCUCUCGGGUUCCACUUCCACCCCCUUCUCCUGCUCUCUCCGCCACCCUCUUGUUCCGAUCCUUGAGGGCUUUCUCCACCAAUGGCGGAGAUGAUGGUGAUUGGAAGUUCACUCUGGAAUCCGAUGUUACGGAUUCCAUCUUCGGCAAGGAGGAGGCUGGGCUGUCCGGGAUCACAGAUGGUGCCGAUGAUACCACCAGAUCGGAGCCGCCAGCGGCCGCCGGUGAAUUGGAGCUGAAAGGUGGUGAUGAGUGGUUGAAGGAGAGUGGUUCUGGAAUGAAAGGGGAUAUUUUCUCAGAGAUCGAUAAGGAGUUCGUGGCGAAGGAGGAAGUGGAAAGCGGGGAUGGUGAGUGGAAGACGGCGGAGGGUUACCGCCCGUGGAGUUUUGGCGAAGAUGGUGAGAAGGGAGGUGAUGUUUUCAAUUUAGGAGAGACGGAAGGGAUUGACGGAAUCGGGAAUGCGGAGGUUGAUGACAUGGAGAAGGAGAAGGAGGAGGAGGAGCGGAGGAAGCUUGCGGAACGGGAGCAAGAACUCACUACUACUCUCAAAGGACCAAAUCGGGCAUUUGGAGAUCUGAUUUCAGCCUCUGGGAUAACAGAGGAUAUGAUUGAUAGCUUGAUUCUUCUAAAGGAUGUUAGAGGAGUCAAGGGAUUGCCUCCUCUUAGUGAAAUAGAAGAUAAAGCUAUAGCAAGAAUGAAUGCUACAUCUUCCAGGGCUGAAAUAGAGCGCAAGAAACAGGAGGAAAUUGCAAAAGCACGUGUUAGAGAAGUCGACGAAAAAGGAAGGGCAUACGGAACAGGAAGAAGGAAAUGCAGCAUAGCCAGGGUCUGGAUUCAACCUGGUGAUGGGACGUUCAUUGUGAAUGACAAACAGUUUGAUGUAUAUUUCCCAAUUCUAGAUCAUCGAGCAGAACUCCUCCGUCCUUUUACAGAGACUAAAACUUUGGGUCUCUGGGAUGUCAACUGUACUGUAAAAGGUGGUGGUGUCUCAGGUCAGGUGGGAGCUAUUCGUUUGGGAAUUAGCAGGGCCUUGCAAAACUGGGAACCUGGGCUUCGCCCAUACCUAAAAGCAGCUGGGUAUUUGAGAAGGGAUCCCCGAGUGGUAGAGAGGAAAAAACCUGGGAAAGCUAAGGCAAGAAAGAGCUUCCAAUGGGUCAAGCGAUGAGCAAGAGUUGCAGGUGAGGUUUGGCAUUCAUACACAGCCCAGCCAACUGUUAGAGAGCCCUUUGUUUGGUACUGUGCAAUUGAUCUUUGUCAGCCUUCAACAUAAGUCUCAUGAUUUUUGUACUUGAAGACUCACAUCAUAAGCCAUUUCUUGAGGGGAAAAAAAAACCACUUGGGUGUUGUUCGGGGUCUCAACAUUGUAUAUGUUCUUCAUUGUACGGUGUCGCACAAGUGCUCUUCUUUGCCCGUGCUCGAGAUCAAUUAUUCAAGAGUCAGGUUUCAGUUUUUUUUUUUAUUUAUUUCGGGUCUGGGUAAGAAUUACAGAAUGCCCUGCUGAUGAGUUUACAUGACAAGGGGAAAUAAUCCUGAAUUUUGAAUAGAAAUUGUGUUUUUCUUUGUUCUGUAUGGGCUUUAACAAAAGCAGCGGACUCUAAUACUGAUACAUUGAUAGGGCAUAUUGGCACAAAGACUUACAAUCCAGAGCUCCUUUUGCAUGGCGUCUUCAAGUUCUAAACUUUGCUGUGAAA